AUGGGAACAACUAACUGUAGCGCCAUGGAACCAGCUUCUCUUUGGAGCGAUGCUGGUGUUCAUUUGUUGAUGCUGUGUGUGUGUUUUCAGGCGACGAUUGGUUUAAAUGGACGGCCUUCGAAUCGCACCGUCGUAUUCAGGGGAUUUGAAGAGAACAGCGAUAUGAUUCGAAUCAACACCGAUCUUCGUAGUCGAAAGAUUGAAGAGCUUAAGCAUUGUCCGUUUUCCGAGGUAAGGAAUCUUUUUACAAGGAUUCGUGGGAGCGAUUUCGGAUCAGUGGAAGAAUUGAUGUCAUUGAUGCCUCGAAUCCCUGACCAGACCAAGCUUCAGGUUGAUUACUUGAAUCUGAAAAGUAACCGGAGGCUUUUGUUUUCGUCGAUGGUUAGUGGAACAGGAGACAAGUGCUGGACUUCAGAAAUGGCUAACCCAUAG
Molecule: messenger RNA, 432 nt
Organism: Microthlaspi erraticum
Lineage: Eukaryota; Viridiplantae; Streptophyta; Magnoliopsida; Brassicales; Brassicaceae
Source: the annotation of a GenBank genome assembly